AUGAACGGAAACCACCAAGCUCCGCGUACCAUAGAACCAGAUCACCGUCAUAACCAUGAUCAUCGAUGCAACGAUCAGCAGGGUGAAAAGAAUCAAACAUCGCCUGAUGAUGUUUUCUUUCUGUACGAUCACACGCCUGACGUCUUUGGAGAUGAGUUAAAUAAUUACACUGAUUGUGAACAAUCAUCUUAUGAAGAAAUAGCUGGUAUAGUGUCGAACAAGGACGAUUAUGAUAUGGUUACUAUAACGUUUCGUAGUUGUUUAAUUGGUGUUUUGUACGCUGGACUCGUAUCAUUAGUUAAUAAAUAUUUACUUUAUAAAAGGUAUUCCUAUUCGGUACCACCAUUUGUACUUUUACUUUUGACAUUUCCAAUCGGUAAACUAUUGGGGUGGUGUUUACCGAAAAGACACUUCAAUAUCUUGGAAUGGAAAGUUUCGUUCAAUCCAUGUCCAUUCACGAUUAAGGAGCAUGCGAUUGUUUAUAUAAUGGUUUAUAUAGCCAGUGAAAUAGUAGCAGCUAACGAUAUAGUAAUCGUUAAGCAGGCCUACUAUUAUCAAAAAACAUAUUUUGCAUGGGGACUAUUGCUCGCAUUAUCUUCACAAUUGAUGGGAUAUGGAAUGGCAGGCGUAUUGCGUCGGUUUCUUGUUUGGCCAUCACCGAUGAUUUGGCCUGCUAAUUUACCUGUGAUUGCGCUAUUACGUACACUUCAUGAAGAUGAACAAUCAACAAGUGUUCGAUGGCUAAAGCUGUCUCGAAUAAAAUUUUUUUUAUUGGCUGCUAUAUGUCAGGCGAUCUAUUACUGGUUCCCUGGUUACAUCAUGCCGGUAUUAGCGUCAUUUUCUUGGAUGUGCAUGAUUAGUCCAAAGAAUGUUAUUCUUGCUCAACUAACUGGUUAUAAUGGACUUGGCAUGGGUUCAUUGGUAUUCGAUUGGAAUAAUCUAACACAAGAUGUUGGUUCACCGAUUUUGAUUCCACGCUGGGCUCUAAUAAACGUUCUCGUUGGAUUUGUUUGCUUAAUUUGGGUUCUGCUUCCGAUUACUUAUUUUGCAGGUUUGUUUAAUUUCAAAACUGUGCCAAUUGGGAUCACUUGGUGGCACUUCACUUCGGAUGGAAAUUAUUUAACAGAAAAUGUAAACGAACUUAUUAACGCGACAUAUAUAGAAAUGCAUAAACCAAUUGUGCUCAGUUGUGCAACAGCAAUGACAGAUUACAUUACAUUUACAGCAUUAGCUUCGCUUAGUGUUCACACAGUGCUGUAUCACGGAAAAGACAUAAUUCAAUACCUUCAAACAUCAUUAAAAAAACGUGAAAAUGAUAUACAUUGUACAUUAAUGGCAAAAUAUCCUGAGGUGCCUGAAUGGUGGCACAUUGUUGUAUUUUCUGUUGCAUUUAUUUUAGCUAUUAUAGCUUGCAAGUUUGGACAUUUUAUGCCAUGGUAUUAUUUAUUUGUGGCCGUUCCAUUUGCGUGUUUAUGUGUAUUACCCGUUGGCAUUGUUCAGGCAAUGACAACCAUACCGAUUCUUCCAAUUUUUGUAGCAAGAACGAUAGCUGGGGAAAUUUUCGAAGGCGAUCCAGUUGGUCUAAUGUCAUUUAUGAUUUAUGCUUAUGAAACGAUAAUCCAAGCAUUAUUCUUAACUAGUAUUUUCAAAUUUGGGCAUUUUAUGAAAAUAUCAUCGAGAACUCUAUUCAUUGUUCAAUUAUCAAUAACUAUUGUGUCAGUGAUCAUAAAAUAUGGAAUUGUCGACUACAUUAUAGAUUCUGUUCCAAAUCUAUGUUUGGAAAAUUCUGACUGGACAUGCUCUAUUAUAAAUAAAAAGCCGUUUGUUGUAGCAGCCGUAGGUGAUUCUCAACUCAUUGGGAGAUUAUCCAUAACGGGGAAUCCGGUACCGCCGGCUGGAAGAAUUAUCACAUGGUUUAUUGUGGGCUUUUUGUUUAAUACAAUUAUAAGACAAUGGUGGUGGGAACGUUAUGCACUUUUGUUUUCAAUUGCAAUGGAUAUUGGUGUCCAAAUUUCUUCCAUUGCUAUUUAUACAUUAUUAAGUAACAAUAUAUUCUUCCCGAACUGGUGGGGAAUGGGGGGCGACAACAAUGAUGGUUGUCCUUUAUCGGAGGCUAAUUAUUAUGGCCAUAUAGCUCAGUACCCCGCUUAA
Molecule: messenger RNA, 2151 nt
Organism: Didymodactylos carnosus
Lineage: Eukaryota; Metazoa; Rotifera; Eurotatoria; Philodinida; Philodinidae
Source: the annotation of a GenBank genome assembly